AUGCAAUCUUCAAGACACAUACCCGCAGCUCAGGAUCUCAUAGAACUCAUGGGGCACUGCCUCAAGACAUUUUUUACCUUCGAGGGGAUCACCUAUGAGCAAAUUAAGGGCACUCCGAUGGGUUCACCAAUCUCCGGACUCAUUGCCGAGGCCGUUCUGCAAAAACUCGAGAAAAGACUGUUCGGGGAAUACAAACCCAAGUUUUGGGCGCGCUACGUUGAUGUUACCUUCGUAAUCAUCGAUCUCGAUAAAAUUAGCUUCCAUGAAGUACUAUUAAACUCAAUCAUCCACGACCUACAGUUCACGAUGGAAGACGAAGUGGAGAGCAAACUUUCAUUUUUGGAUGUUCUCAUCUGCCGCCAACCAGACGGUAAACCGGCGACGUCAGUCUACAGAAAACCGACGAACACGCUGCAAAUGCUCAGUUACAGCAGCAACAACCCAUUGCAACACAAACGAAUCCGUGUACGCACGCUAUACCGACGGGUGGAAACUCACUGCAGCACUCCAGUCGCCAAACUGGACGAGAUGAAGUUCCUCCACGAACUCUUCAGAGUCAACGGCUAUCCGCGAACAUUCGUUGAACGGAGCCGAAAGCAACCAAGGAAGCGGAAUGAAGAACCUAUUCAGCCAAAAUCGUGGCGGAGCAUUCCAUACAUGAAAGGGGCUCUGAAGCCGUAG
This is a messenger RNA of Spirometra erinaceieuropaei, 681 nucleotides long. The record is from the annotation of a GenBank genome assembly. Lineage: Eukaryota; Metazoa; Platyhelminthes; Cestoda; Diphyllobothriidea; Diphyllobothriidae.